Monoraphidium neglectum is the source of this 390-nucleotide messenger RNA. Its product is annotated as 40S ribosomal protein S8. Gene Ontology annotation, cellular component: cytosolic small ribosomal subunit; ribosome. NCBI's taxonomy places the organism in Eukaryota, Viridiplantae, Chlorophyta, Chlorophyceae, Sphaeropleales, Selenastraceae. The transcript has 2 exons. Bases 1 to 390 code for a protein of 129 amino acids. The record is from RefSeq and is a predicted model, not a curated record. Gene Ontology annotation, molecular function: structural constituent of ribosome. Gene Ontology annotation, biological process: maturation of SSU-rRNA from tricistronic rRNA transcript (SSU-rRNA, 5.8S rRNA, LSU-rRNA); translation.
AUGCCUGGCACCAGCGCACUUGCGCGUUUCGCGCACCGUCAGCCCCCCUGCCCCAACUUGCGCGCUGCGGGCCGCCGCUUGUGCGCGCAGCACUAUGGUGUGGAUAUCGGCAGGAAGACCGCUGAGGAGAAGAAGGCCGCUGAGGCCAAGGAGGCCGCCGCUGAGGAGCCCAAGGAGGGCUCCAACCACGUGAAGCGGAAGAUGAAGGAGCGCACCCGCGGCCGCAAGCUGGACGCCCACCUGGCGGAGCAGUUUGCCCUGGGCCGCCUGCUGGCCUGCAUCAGCAGCCGCCCCGGGCAGUGCGGGCGCUGCGAUGGGUACAUCCUGGAGGGCAGGGAGCUGGAGUUCUACACCCGCAAGAUGCAGAAGAAGGCCAAGAAGCACGCCUAG